This is a messenger RNA of Piliocolobus tephrosceles (Ugandan red Colobus), 10586 nucleotides long. RefSeq names its product HIVEP zinc finger 2 (gene HIVEP2). Gene Ontology annotation, biological process: regulation of transcription by RNA polymerase II. Lineage: Eukaryota; Metazoa; Chordata; Mammalia; Primates; Cercopithecidae. Gene Ontology annotation, molecular function: DNA-binding transcription factor activity, RNA polymerase II-specific; RNA polymerase II cis-regulatory region sequence-specific DNA binding. The transcript is spliced from 11 exons. Bases 1598 to 8938 code for a protein of 2446 amino acids. The record is from RefSeq and is a predicted model, not a curated record. Gene Ontology annotation, cellular component: nucleus.
CCCUCGCCGCGCACUCCUCCUAGUAACUUCUGUUCGGGGAGGCGCUGCCAGGAAUAACCCGGUGCAUCCACAGCCCGGGAGGGGAGGCGGCCGCUGCGGCUCCCGCACGCAGACAGCUGCGGCCCGGGCCUCGCGGCUCCCGCCUGAGCCCGGCUGCUCCUACCCCGGGCCCAUCUCCGUACAGUGUCAGAAAAAUAAAUAAAGGCUAGAGGAGCCUGGGCUGGCGGUCGGGAUCUCUUCCCUCCCUCCGCGCCCGCCCUCCCUCUGUCCUUAAGGAAAUGCUACCAGACACCCCCCACCAGACACGCUCAGCCUUGGCGAGGAGCGGCCGCCGCGGCAGCAAGAACAAGGGCACCAGGGGGGUUUCCUCCCCCUCCUCCUCUCCCUCCUCCUCCUCCCCGUCCUCCUUCUCCUCCUCCUCAGCGGUGACUUUCCAGGUGAGCGGCCGCCGCGGCUGCGAGGAUCCCCCUCGCCCGCUCGGGCUUGGGCCGCCGCGUCGCGCCCUCCUCCCGCCCCUGUCACCCGGCGGCGGCCGGGAGCUGACAGCCGCCCGAGGGGCUCGCGGCCCGGAGGCGGGCGGCCGGCGGGAGGCGGGCUGGAGGUGAGGGGGUGGAGAGGAGGAGAGCGGGGCGCCGCCGAGCGCCGUCGCUUCCCGGAGGAGGGUCUCCGCACAAACAUCUUCGGUGACUGUGGCACAAGUCUUUGCCAAGUUGUGUCUUGGACCUUGACGCUCCCCGGAGCCCAGAGCAACUUGGAGGGUCUCCCGGCUCGUUCACAGCGUUCCUCCACGUCUCGCCUCUGGGGUGCUGGGUGCAGCCUCGGGGUGCGCGGAGGCCGGACCGGCCACCGCGAGAGCGGAGCGGCGGGAAUCUAGGUCCCUCCUCGGCUCGGUGGAGCCUUUGAAUUUUUUAAAAGAUCACAGUAAUCAGAUCUACCUGAAAAAUUAAGUGAAUUGAUUUGAUUGGAAUGCUCUUUUGCCGAUUCUUUAACAUACAGCCAUUAGGGGAAGUGGUAUGAUGUAUGUUCUCCACAGGAAAUGGAAAACGGCAGCUGAACUGUGUGUGAGCCCAGAUUCCCAGAAGUUGUGCAUGAGUUCCUGUGAGGAGAGUUGGCAUCUUGGAAAUCAAAGACGGUUGUGAUGCAGUUUUUUGAUAUGUGGAUAACAGGAAGCGUCAGGACAAUCAUGCCCAUGAGAGCUCUAAACUGUUCAGGUCAUUUUAUCGUAGUGAAACUGGCAAUUGAACUUUGCUGUAGUUGAUGGGCAAAAUUUCUUCUAGACUAUUCAUCAUCCAAUUUCAUCCUAGUUGAAAAUUUUCAAAUGCCAUAAGAAAUCUUUAUAGAUUUGCACUUAGCUUUUGGAUGGACAUUUCUACAAUGGAGAGAACUGUGUUAUAGCCCUGGUCCAAGGACAUUACUAUCUAAUGCCCAUUGACUGUGGUGUGCGUGUGGAAGGUUCCAAAGAGAAGGAGCAAUCAGCAAGUUUGCAGACCCCUUGGAACAUGAAAGCAACCAAGCUUUAAGAAGCACAGAUUUGGAGAUACUCCAUGAGUCUGCACCGCUUUCAGGGGAACUAGCACUUAAGACCUUGUGUAACAAAAUGGACACUGGGGACACAGCUCUAGGACAAAAGGCUACCUCAAGGUCUGGAGAAACUGAUAAAGCAUCAGGUAGAUGGAGACAGGAACAAUCGGCUGUUAUUAAGAUGAGCACUUUUGGCAGUCAAGAAGGACAGCGGCAACCACAAAUAGAGCCUGAGCAAAUCGGAAACACAGCAUCAGCACAACUGUUUGGUUCUGGGAAACUGGCCUCCCCUAGUGAAGUGGUGCAGCAAGUCACAGAGAAGCAAUAUCCACCGCAUCGUCCAAGUCCUUACUCAUGCCAACACUCACUCUCUUUCCCUCAGCACUCAUUGCCACAGGGGGUCAUGCACAGCACCAAGCCACAUCAGAGCCUCGAAGGUCCUCCGUGGCUUUUCCCUGGCCCUUUGCCAUCCGUUGCCUCCGAGGACUUAUUUCCUUUUCCUAUACAUGGCCACAGUGGUGGUUAUCCUAGAAAAAAGAUUUCAAGUCUGAACCCUGCUUAUAGCCAGUACUCCCAGAAAAGUAUCGAACAGGCAGAAGAAGCUCACAAGAAAGAGCACAAACCCAAAAAGCCUGGCAAGUACAUUUGCCCUUACUGCAGCAGAGCGUGUGCCAAACCUAGUGUACUGAAAAAACACAUCAGGUCCCAUACUGGGGAGCGGCCAUAUCCAUGUAUACCUUGUGGUUUCUCUUUCAAGACAAAGAGCAAUUUGUACAAGCACAGGAAGUCACAUGCCCAUGCAAUUAAGGCAGGAUUAGUACCUUUCACAGAGUCAGCUGUAUCUAAAUUGGACCUAGAGGCUGGUUUUAUUGAUGUAGAAGCAGAAAUACAUUCAGAUGGUGAACAGAGUACAGACACAGAUGAGGAGAGUUCUUUAUUUGCCGAGGCUUCUGACAAAAUGAGUCCUGGCCCACCCAUCCCACUGGACAUUGCCAGCAGAGGUGGCUAUCAUGGGUCAUUGGAAGAAUCAUUGGGAGGUCCAAUGAAGGUGCCGAUUUUGAUUAUUCCUAAAAGUGGGAUUCCUCUCCCUAAUGAAACCUCUCAGUAUAUUGGCCCUGAUAUGCUACCAAAUCCAUCUUUAAAUACUAAGGCUGAUGAUUCGCACACAGUCAAACAGAAACUUGCACUAAGACUGUCAGAGAAAAAAGGACAAGAUUCUGAGCCAUCGCUCAACCUUCUGAGCCCGCACAGUAAAGGAAGCACUGAUUCUGGUUACUUUUCUCGCUCAGAAAGUGCUGAGCAGCAAAUAAGCCCUCCCAACACAAAUGCAAAGUCUUAUGAAGAAAUCAUCUUUGGAAAAUACUGUCGGCUUAGUCCGAGAAACGCACUCAGUGUUACAACCACAAGUCAGGAGCGUGCUGCAAUGGGUAGGAAGGGCAUAAUGGAACCAUUACCUCACGUAAACACCAGGUUAGAUGUCAAGAUGUUUGAAGAUCCUGUUUCACAGCUGAUCCCAAACAAGGGAGACGUUGACCCCAGUCAAACGAGCAUGCUGAAAUCCACUAAGUUCAACAGUGAGUCUAGACAACCCCAGAUUAUUCCAUCAUCUAUCAGGAAUGAAGGAAAACUUUAUCCAGCAAACUUCCAAGGCAGUAACCCAGUUCUCUUAGAAGCUCCUGUAGACUCUUCACCCCUUAUUAGAAGCAACUCAAUGCCAACGUCUUCAGCAACUAAUCUAACUAUUCCUCCUUCUUUGAGAGGAAGUCACUCAUUUGAUGAAAGGAUGACUGGUUCCGACGAUGUAUUCUAUCCAGGGACUGUGGGCAUACCCCCUCAGCGCAUGCUAAGAAGACAAGCAGCAUUUGAACUGCCUUCAGUACAGGAGGGCCAUGUGGAGGUCGAGCACCAUGGCAGGAUGUUGAAGGGUGUCAGCAGUUCAUCCCUGAAGGAAAAGAAAUUGUCUCCUGGGGACAGGAUUGCGUAUGACUAUGACAUCUGUCGGAAACCCUAUAAGAAGUGGGAGGACUCUGAAACACCAAAGCAAGGCUACAGGGACAUUUCCUGCUUGAGUUCUUUAAAACAUGGUGGAGAAUAUUUCAUGGAUCCUGUGGUGCCAUUGCAGGGAGUACCAAGCAUGUUUGGAACUACCUGUGAAAACAGGAAACGCCGGAAAGAGAAGAGCGUAGGGGAUGAAGAGGACACCCCCAUGAUCUGCAGCAGCAUCGUAAGCACUCCCAUGGGCAUCAUGGCUUCCGAUUAUGACCCCAAACUGCAGAUACAGGAAGGAGUCAGGAGUGGAUUUGCCGUGGCUGGACACGAAAACCUUUCUCAUGGUCACACGGAACGCUUUGACCCAUGUCGGCCCCAACUGCAGCCUGGAAGUCCAUCUCUUGUGUCAGAGGAGUCACCUUCAGCCAUUGAUUCAGACAAGAUGUCAGACCUAGGGGGCAGGAAACCUCCUGGAAAUGUGAUUUCUGUGAUUCAGCACACCAACUCGCUGAGCCGACCCAAUUCAUUUGAAAGAUCUGAGUCAGCCGAACUUGUGGCUUGCACACAGGAUAAAGCCCCUUCCCCUUCAGAGACUUGUGACAGUGAGAUUUCAGAAGCCCCAGUGAGUCCUGAGUGGGCUCCACCCGGGGAUGGUGCAGAAAGUGGGGGCAAACCCUCUCCAUCUCAGCAGGUGCAGCAGCCGUCCUAUCACACACAGCCCAGGCUAGUUCGGCAACACAACAUCCAGGUUCCUGAGAUUCGAGUGACCGAGGAGCCUGAUAAACCCGAGAAGGAGAAAGAAGCCCAGAGCAAAGAACCAGAGAAGCCUGUGGAAGAAUUUCAGUGGCCCCAGAGAAGUGAGACCCUUUCCCAGCUCCCCGCAGAGAAAUUGCCACCCAAAAAGAAGCGUCUGCGACUUGCCGAUAUGGAGCAUUCCUCAGGGGAGUCCAGCUUUGAAUCCACAGGCACAGGCCUCUCCCGCAGCCCCAGCCAAGAAAGCAACUUGUCUCACAGCUCCAGUUUCUCCAUGUCUUUUGAAAGAGAAGAAACUAGUAAGCUUUCUGCACUUCCUAAGCAGGAUGAGUUUGGGAAGCAUUCAGAGUUUCUGACUGUCCCUGCUGGUUCAUACUCAUUGUCUGUCCCAGGCCAUCACCACCAGAAAGAGAUGCGACGCUGCUCAUCAGAGCAGAUGCCUUGUCCUCACCCAGCAGAAGUCCCAGAAGUUCGCAGCAAAUCAUUUGAUUAUGGGAAUCUGUCCCAUGCUCCUGUGUCAGGAGUGGCAGCCUCCACGGUAUCACCAUCCAGGGAGAGGAAGAAAUGCUUUCUGGUGCGGCAAGCUUCCUUCAGUGGCUCCCCAGAAAUCUCCCAGGGUGAGGCCAGCAUGGAUCAGAGUGUGAAGCAGGAGCAGCUGGAGCACCUGCAUGCUGGCCUCCGGUCCGGGUGGCACCAUGGCCUGCCUGCUGUGCUGCCUCCUCUUCAGCAAGAGGACCCAGGGAAGCAGGUGGUGGGUCCUUGUCCCCCGCUGAGCUCAGGGCCACUGCACCUGGCCCAACCACAGAUCAUGCACAUGGACAGUCAGGAAUCUUUGAGAAAUCCCUUGAUCCAACCAACAUCCUAUAUGACAAGCAAACACUUACCUGAACAGCCACACUUAUUUCCACAUCAAGAGACAAUUCCAUUUUCUCCAAUCCAGAAUGCCUUGUUUCAGUUUCAAUAUCCUACAGUUUGUAUGGUUCAUUUACCAGCUCAGCAGCCUCCCUGGUGGCAGGCGCACUUCCCACAUCCCUUUGCUCAGCCCCCUCAGAAGAGCUAUGGCAAGCCCUCUUUUCAGACAGAAAUCCAUUCAAGCUAUCCCUUAGAGCAUGUGGCAGGGAACACUGGAAAGAAACCUACUGAGUAUGCACACACGAAAGAGCAGACCUACCCGUGUUAUUCAGGAGCAUCAGGGCUACACCCAAAGAACCUUCUUCCAAAGUUUCCAUCAGAGCAGAGCAGUAAGUCAACUGAAACGCCCUCUGAGCAGGUUCUUCAAGAAGAUUUUGCCUCGGCAAAUGCUGGGCCUUUGCAGUCCCUCCCGGGAACAGUGGUUCCUGUUCGGAUCCAAACACACGUACCAUCUUAUGGAAGUGUCAUGUACACAAGCAUUUCUCAGAUACUUGGGCAGAAUAGCCCUGCCAUUGUCAUAUGCAAAGUCGAUGAGAAUAUGACCCAAAGGACACUGGUCACCAACGCAGCCAUGCAAGGGAUAGGAUUCAACAUUGCCCAGGUGCUGGGGCAGCAUGCUGGCUUGGAGAAGUACCCCAUUUGGAAAGCACCUCAGACUUUACCCCUCGGCUUAGAAUCCUCAAUCCCCUUGUGUUUACCUUCCACCUCUGACAGCGUGGCCACCCUGGGAGGUAGCAAGCGAAUGCUUUCUCCAGCCAGUAGCUUGGAGCUCUUCAUGGAAACCAAGCAGCAGAAAAGGGUCAAAGAAGAAAAGAUGUAUGGACAGAUUGUGGAGGAGCUUAGUGCUGUGGAGCUGAACAACUCAGACAUCAAAAAGGACCUCUCUCGCCCCCAGAAACCCCAGCUGGUUCGACAAGGGUGUGCUUCUGAGCCAAAAGAUGGCUUGCAGUCGGGGUCAUCUUCCUUCUCCUCUCUGUCGCCCUCCUCAUCUCAAGACUAUCCUUCUGUUAGCCCGUCUUCCAGGGAGCCAUUCCCACCCAGCAAGGAGAUGCUUUCUGGUUCCCCGGCACCACUUCUGGGGCAGAAGUCCAGUGGGCCUUCUGAAAGCAAAGAAUCUUCAGAUGAAUUAGAUAUCGAUGAGACGGCAUCGGACAUGAGCAUGAGCCCACAGAGUUCUUCAUUACCAGCGGGAGAUGGUCAGCCGGAAGAGGAAAGGAAGGGCCACAAGCGGCCUGUUGGCAUGCUGGUCCGCAUGGCCUCUGCCCCCAGUGGGAACGUGGCAGAUUCAACUCUUCUUCUCACGGACAUGGCAGAUUUCCAGCAGAUUCUUCAGUUCCCCAGUCUGCGGACAACGACUACUGUGAGUUGGUGCUUCUUGAAUUAUACAAAACCCAGUUAUGUGCAACAGGCCACCUUCAAAUCCUCAGUUUAUGCUUCAUGGUGCAUUAGUUCCUGUAACCCAAACCCAUCAGGAUUGAACACCAAGACCACGCUGGCUCUGCUGAGGUCCAAGCAAAAAAUCACUGCAGAAAUUUAUACUCUGGCUGCUAUGCAUAGGCCAGGAACCGGCAAGCUUACAUCAUCAAGUGCUUGGAAGCAGUUUACUCAGAUGAAACCUGAUGCAUCCUUUUUAUUUGGCAGCAAACUAGAAAGGAAACUAGUGGGAAAUAUCUUAAAGGAAAGAGGGAAAGGAGAUAUUCAUGGAGAUAAAGAUAUUGGAUCCAAACAAACUGAGCCAAUCCGAAUUAAAAUAUUUGAAGGAGGGUACAAAUCAAAUGAAGAUUACGUAUAUGUCAGAGGACGUGGCCGUGGAAAGUACAUUUGUGAAGAAUGUGGGAUUCGCUGUAAGAAGCCAAGCAUGCUCAAAAAACACAUCCGUACUCAUACUGAUGUUCGGCCUUAUGUAUGCAAGUUAUGUAACUUUGCCUUCAAAACGAAAGGAAACCUGACAAAGCAUAUGAAAUCUAAAGCACACAUGAAAAAAUGCCUGGAAUUGGGAGUCUCAAUGACAUCAGUGGAUGAUACAGAAACUGAGGAAGCAGAAAAUAUGGAAGAUUUGCACAAAGCAGCAGAGAAGCAUAGCAUGUCCAGCAUUUCAACUGAUCAUCAGUUCUCAGAUGCCGAGGAAUCAGAUGGUGAGGAUGGAGAUGAUAAUGAUGAUGAUGAUGAAGAUGAGGAUGACUUUGACGACCAGGGAGAUUUAACACCAAAAACAAGAUCAAGAAGCACGAGUCCUCAGCCUCCUAGAUUCUCCUCUUUGCCUGUGAAUGUUGGCACCGUACCCCACGGGGUUCCUUCAGAUAAUUCCCUGGGACAUUCUUCAUUGAUCAGCUAUUUGGUUACUUUGCCAAGUAUUCGAGUUACUCAGCUUAUGACACCCAGUGACUCAUGUGAAGAUACCCAGAUGACAGAAUACCAGAGGCUAUUCCAGAGCAAAAGCACGGACUCAGAACCAGACAAAGACAGAUUGGACAUACCUAGUUGUAUGGAUGAGGAGUGCAUGCUACCUUCAGAGCCAAGCUCCUCUCCCAGGGACUUCUCACCCUCAAGUCGCCAUUCCUCUCCAGGAUAUGAUUCUUCACCCUGCCGAGAUAAUUCACCAAAGAGGUAUCUGAUACCCAAAGGAGAUUUAUCUCCCAGAAGACAUUUAUCACCUAGGAGAGAUCUGUCACCCAUGAGACAUCUUUCACCAAGAAAGGAAGCUGCAUUGAGAAGAGAGAUGUCCCAAAGAGAUGUUUCACCAAGAAGGCAUUUGUCUUCAAGGAGGCCAGUGUCUCCUGGGAAAGAUAACACAGCGAGAAGAGACCUCUCUCCUAGAAGAGAGAGAAGAUACAUGACCACCAUAAGAGCGCCAUCUCCCAGAAGGGCUUUAUAUCAUAACCCGCCAUUGUCCGUGGGGCAGUAUUUGCAAGCAGAACCAAUUGUAUUGGGGCCUCCUAACUUAAGAAGAGGAUUACCUCAGGUUCCUUACUUCAGUCUCUAUGGAGACCAAGAAGGUGCUUAUGAACAUCCAGGCUCCAGCCUUUUCCCGGAGGGUCCUGAUGACUAUGUCUUCAGUCAUCUUCCACUCCACUCUCAGCAACAAGUGCGAGCUCCUAUCCCCAUGGUGCCCGUUGGUGGGAUCCAGAUGGUUCACUCCAUGCCGCCAGCCCUUUCCAGUUUACAUCCUCCACCCACGUUGCCCCUGCCAAUGGAGGGCUUUGAGGAGAAGAAAGGCGCGCCUGGGGAGUCCUUCUCCAAGGACCCCUAUGUGCUUUCUAAGCAGCAUGAGAAACGAGGUCCUCACGCUUUGCAGUCAUCUGGUCCACCUAGCACUCCCUCCUCUCCUCGGCUAUUGAUGAAACAGAGCACUUCAGAAGACAGCCUAAACGCAACAGAGCGGGAACAGGAGGAAAAUAUACAGACUUGUACAAAAGCCAUUGCCUCUCUCCGGAUUGCCACAGAAGAGGCAGCUCUGCUUGGGGCAGAUCAGCCAGCGCGGGUGCAGGAGCCCCACCAGAACCCCCUAGGAAGUGCACAUGUUAGCAUUAGACACUUUAGUAGACCUGAGCCAGGUCAGCCCUGUACCUCAGCCACCCACCCUGACUUGCAUGAUGGUGAAAAGGACAAUUUUAGUACAUCACAGACUCCAUUAGCUCACUCCACGUUUUACAGCAAGAGUUGUGUGGAUGACAAGCAGUUGGACUUUCACAGCAGCAAGGAAUUAUCUUCAAGCACAGAGGAAGGCAAAGAUCCUUCGUCAGAAAAGAGUCAACUACAUUGAUCUACGAUGCAUGGAGACUUUCAUUUCCACAUUUUCCCUUUUUUUUUUUUUGUUUUGUUUUGUUUUUCUAGAAAUGGAGGUAAUCAAGUUUAUAGCAUGCCUGUCCUAAGUUACAGUAGUUUGCUAUUAUAUAUACUUUUGUUAUAUCAAAAGAAUUAGGUAAAUUAACAAGUCAUCAUGAGCCUGACCAAAACAAAAUUUGAAAUUAACCUAUUGGGUCUGGUACUUUUAAAAUUGUACAGAUGUUUGUGCCUUUUCUUUACUUUGCUUAUAUUCUUAUAAGCAUUUUUUAGCAGUAAUUUGUACAUAUUUUAGAAUUUGUGUAUCUGCUUUGUAAUAAAUGUAAUUUCUUUCCUUUUUUGGACACUUGGAUCUAAAUGAUGUAAAGCAAAACAGCAUCAAUAUAUAUGUGAGGUUGCACUAAAACAUAUUUUUAUAUGAUUAAAACUGAACAGCUUUUAUGUACAGCUCUGAUUCUGUAAUACUAAUAUUUAUUUACUUUGUUUCAUAAAUUGUACAUUUUUUCUUAAUGUUGUGGAUUGCUUUUCUAUGUGAAGCAUGGGAUUUACUGUUGCGUAACUAGAACAAAAAUGUACAUUGUAAACAAGAUAUUUAAACUAGAGUAUCUUAUUCUGCACUUAUGCAUUAGUUAAAAAAAAAGAUAAAGGAUGUAUCAGUCAGUUCUUAACUCUUGUAUAUUUUUUUGUCUCUUGUUUGCUGGAUUGACUAUAACUUAAGUGCUGAUUGUGAUUUUAAAAUGAUAGUACCGUAAAGCAUUAAAGUAAACAAUGUGCUAUUGUGAGUUUUUUCAAAGCUUUAUAAAUCAGUUAUAAAUAAUAUUAAAAGUAUUUGGUCUUAUGUGAACAUGUUGAUCUAUAUACUCAUCUAAAAAUAUGGGAAAACAUUCCACCCCAUGUAAAUAUGUACAAGUGCAUCACUGGUACAAUUUUAUGUAACUCAGUUGGACACUAGGUUGCCACAGACCUAUGCUAGGUGUCUUUAAAAAAUUAAAGUGACAAAGCACAUGGGACUGUGUAGAGCUUGGUUAUCGGCCGGCCCGGUGGCUUGGCAGGCAGUGCUGUGCGCUGCUCAUGGAGAAGACCUGGGCUUAGAGUCUCCUUAGUUCUUGCUACACAGGAUGGUGACUGGAACUAAGGCUGCACAGAGGGUCGCACUUGGACUCUGAGGGUUGGGUGUGGAAGGGGGAAAAGGGGAUGGAAACCUGCUCACCAGCUCUUCCUGUCAGCCAGUUUACAUGGGAACAGGGUUAACAUCUGUGUUAAGGGAGGUCACCUUACCCUUUUGCAUAGGGUAAGAGUGUCAGACUCCUGGCUAUCUCAGGGGGAAUGGAGAAAAGAAUCUUUCAAGGGCAAAGAACUCGUGGGAGGAUGUCUGUUGUAUGUAAUACUCACAAUGGCUUUUGGUUAGUGUUGAAGGUGGAAAGAGCCUUUGUAGGUCCAGAAGGGUGGAAGAGAGGGAGGGGUACAGCAACAUGUGCACAGGCACGCACAUGUGUGCACGCACACACACAAUCUGGGUUAUCUUUGUGCUAUAUAGUGGAUUAUAAUUCUGUGAAACCAAGUUUGUAUAUUGAAUUACAUUAAGGAGUGUUCUUUAAAAAGAGAAAUAAAUAUACAAUUACAUGCUU